AUGGAGGCCUGCCUGGGUGAGGGGCUGCCUCCCUCCACUGAGCUGGAGGAGACCCUGCGCAACGGGGUCCUCCUGGCCAAGCUGGGCCACUGCUUCGCCCCGGCUGUGGUCCCGCUGAAGAAGAUCUAUGAUCGUGAGCAGACUCGGUACAAGGCAGCUGGGCUUCACUUUCGGCACACGGAUAACAUCAACUACUGGCGUGAUGCCAUGAGCCAUGUGGGCCUUCCCUCGAUCUUCCACCCAGAGACCACCGACAUCUAUGACAAGAAGAACAUGCCCCGGGUGGUCUACUGCAUCCACGCACUCAGCUUGUACCUCUUCAAGCUGGGGCUGGCUCCUCAGAUCCAGGACCUGUAUGGCAAAGUGAACUUCACAGAGGAGGAGAUCAACAACAUGAAGCGUGAGCUGGAGAAGUAUGGGCUGCAGUUGCCUGCCUUCAGCAAGAUCGGUGGCAUUUUGGCCAAUGAGCUCUCAGUGGAUGAAGCAGCAGUCCACGCCGCAGUGCUGGCGAUCAACGAAGCUGUGGAUCGGGGGGUGGUGGCCCAGACGAUGGAGACCCUCCUCAACCCCAGCGCGAUGCUGCAGGACCUGCGUGGGGAGCUGGCAGGUGCCUACCAGGAGGUGCUGCACCGGGCGAAGCUGGAGAAGGGCAGCAAUGCCAGGAACAGGUAUCUGCAGGUGAUCCCUGAGGGAGAGGAUGUCUAUGACCGGUGUCUGACCCAGGCUGAAAUCCAAGGGAACGUCAACAAAGUGAACGUGCACAGGGCUCUGGAAGAGGUGGAUGAUGCCCUGCAGAGACAGGAUGUGCCAGCACUGCACCGGGCGCUGCAGGACCCCGUCCUGGCCCUGCGCUGCCUCCAGCGCGACAACCUCCAGCUCUACUUGGAGCAGCUCAGCAUGGACCGGGAGCAGAAGGCACUGGACCUGGGCUACCUGGAGAUGCUGGACCAGGAGGAGGUGCAGGCAGGGAUCCUCACAGCCAACAGGAGAGGCGAGGAGGAGCGAGCCAUGCUGCUGGCUGUCAGCCGGAUCAAUGCCGCCAUCCGCCGAGGGAUGCUGGCUGAAACCUUGGAAGCGCUGACGGACCCUGCGGCGCAGCUGCCCGAUGUGCAUCCCUUUGCUGCCCCCCUGUACCAGUGCCAGCUGGCCCUGCUGCAGCGCCAGCACCCACAGGGUGAGCUGGCACAGGAGGAGCUGUUCGUGGCUGUGGAGAUGCUCUCGGCUGUGGCGCUGGUCAACCAAGCCCUGGAUGUCGGGGAUCCCGACGGGCUCUGGAGCAGCCUGGUCAGCCCUGCCCUGGGCCUCUCGGGAGUUGAGGAUGCAAAUGCACAACGGUACUUUGAGGACUUGCAGCAGCUGAAAGGCCAACCUAGGGAAGCGGGAGCUGAAUUCCUGAGCUGGAAUGACAUUCAGGACAGUGUGAACAGCACCAAUUCAUUGGUGCAGGAUGAAAAUGACAGAGUCCACGCGGUCAGGCUGGUCAAUGAGGCGCUGCUGCAGGCAGACCCUGUAAAGCAGAAGGUGCUCAAGGGGGGCUGCCCAGCUUGUUAGACUCCAUUUCCCCCCGUGCCCAACUCUGCUGUCUCGCAGGCCAUGGGGGAUGACGGAGCUGUGCUCUGGUGGGAAGAGAUCCAGGAAGGGGUCUGCCGGGCUAACCAGGACACAGUGGCAGCCAGAAGGAUGGCUCUGGGCAUUGCUGCCAUCAACCAGGCCAUCAAGGAAGGGAAGGUGGCACAGACGCUGCGGGUGCUGCGCAACCCUGACGUGGCCCUGUGUGGUGUGGUGAGCGCCUGUGCUGGUGCCUACCAGGAGCAGCUGGCGGCUCUGGUGGCCACCAAGAGAUUGGCAGGGAGUGAGAAGCUGUACUGGAUCCGCCACAGGCUGCCAGACGGUGCCGAGUACUACCUGAGCCUGAAGACCUUUGAGGGCAGCUGGCAGUGCCCACGCGACGGCAGCCUCAACACCACACACCUGAGCCGGGAGGAGAUCCAGUUGGUUGUCACCCGAGUGACGGCAGCGCACGACCGGGAGUGCCUGUGGGCAUCCAACACCUCCUUCGUGGUGAGGCUGCAGGCUCGGCUCCGGGGCUUCCUUGUUCGCCGGGAGUUCGCGGCACGACGGCACAUCCUGCGGGAGCAGCAGCCGGCUGCCGUCAGGAUCCAGGCUUGUUGGAGGGGGUACAAGCAGCGCAGAGCUUACCUGGAGAGGCUGUGUUACCUGCGAGCCAACGCAGAGGCUGCAAUCAAGAUCCAGGCGGGUGUGAGGAUGUGGCAGGCUCGGAGGAAGUACCAGGAGAGGCUGCGCUACUUCAGGCAGAAUAUUAAAGCUGUAAUUAAAAUCCAGGCUUUUGUGCGAGCGAACAAGGCCCGUGGGGAUUACAGGAUGCUGGUCCAUGCCAGGAGGCCACCACUGAGCAUCGUCCGGCGCUUCAUCCACUUGCUGGAGCAGAGCCAGCAUGACUUCUGGGAGGAGUCAGAGGUGCUGCGGCUGCAGGAGGAGGUGGUGAAGAGGAUCCGCGCCAGCCGGCAGCUGGAGAGUGACCUGGACCUCAUGGACAUCAAGAUCGGGCUGCUGGUCAAGAACAGGAUCACGCUGCAGGAGGUGGUCUCCCACUGCAAGAAGCUGACAAAGAAGAACAAGGAGCAGCUCUCAGAGAUGAUGUCCAUAGACAAGCAGAAGGGGCUCAAGUCACUCAGCAAGGAGAAGCGUCAGAAGCUGGAGGCCUACCAGCACCUCUUCUACCUGCUACAGACACAGCCAGUCUACUUGGCCAGGCUGAUCUUCCAGAUGCCCCAGAACAAGUCCACCAAAUUCAUGGAGUCAGUAAUCUUCACGCUUUACAACUACGCAUCCAACCCGCGGGAGGCUUACCUGCUGCUCCAGCUCUUCAAAGUGGCGCUGCAGGAGGAGGUCAGGUCCAAGGUGGACCAUGUCCAUGACAUCCUGAUGGGGAACGCCACGGUGAUCCGGCUGGUGGUCAGCUUCUACCGCAACGCGCGUGGGCAGAACGCCCUGCGGCAGAUCCUGGGUGGCCCAGUGCAGGCGGUCCUGCAGGACAAGGCCCUUGGCAUCCGUACCGACCCUGUGGACAUCUACAAGGCGUGGAUCAACCAGGCUGAGUCACAGAGUGGGCAAAGAAGCAAGCUCCCAUAUGAGGUCAGCCCUGAGCAGGCUCUCAGCCACCCCGAGGUCCAAAGGCGGCUGGAUAUUUCUAUCCAAAACCUCCUGGCAAUGACAGACAAGUUCGUCUCUGCCAUCACCUCUUCCGUUGACAAGAUCCCCUAUGGCAUGCGCUACAUGGCCAAAAUCCUGAGGACAUCUUUGAUUGAGAAAUUCCCCAAGGCCCCGGCAGAGGAAAUCGAUAAGAUUGUGGGCAACCUGCUCUACUACCGCUUCAUGAACCCGGCUGUGGUGGCCCCUGAUGGCUUUGACAUCGUGGACAUCUCGGCUGGGGCGACCCUGCACCCCGAGCAGCGCCGCAGCCUGGGCUCCAUCGCCAAAGUGCUGCAGCACGCAGCCGCCCGCAAGGCCUUCGACGGGGAGAACGCGCAUCUCUGCGGGGUGAACCGGUACCUGGAGGACACCCACAACAAGUUCAGGAGGUUCAUCUCUGCUGCCUGCUGUGUCCCUGAACCAGAAGAGAGGUUUAAUAUGGAUGAGUACUCAGAGAUGGUGGCGGUGGCCAAACCAGUCAUCUACAUCACUGUGGGGGAGCUCAUCAACACGCACAAGCUCCUGCUCGAGCACCAGGACUCCAUAGCACCGCAUCACGGAGACCCCCUGCACGAGCUCCUGGAGGAUCUUGAUGAGAUUCCUACAGUCCAGUCCCUGGUUGGGGAAAGUGUUGCCAGCCUGGCAGACAGUGGUGCUGAGCAGGUGCUCUCUCAGCUCAGCAGAACAGAGAUCUCCCUUACCCUCACUGGCAAACUGCUGCCAGCGGCCAGCAGUGAGGAGAGUGACACGAGGAGCUUGCUGCUGAGCACCAAGCAGAUGCUGGUGGAUGUGAUCCAGUCCCAGUCAGGAGAUUCCCUCCCAGAAAUCCUGUGGACACAAGCCUUGGAGCACGAGGAAGCUGCCCACGACCGCCUCGUGCACAGGCGAGCGCUGCAGGAUGCCCAGACCCCCACCCAGCUGAAGUGGCACCGCUCCCUGGCUGCCAACAGUCAACUCUCCAUGGAGGAGAAGAAGCGCAAGAUCAUCCGUAACCUGCGGCACUUGGAGAGCCUGGGGCUGGUGGACUCUGCCCACCAGUACCAGGAGCUCAUUGAUGAGCUGGCCAAGGACAUCCGGAACCAGCGGCGCCACCGGCAGCACCGCCGCGCGGAGCUCCUGAAGCUGAGGCAGACCCUGCACAGCCUCGAUGCCAAGACCUUAUUUUAUGAGGAGCAAAUUGAUUAUUACAACCAGUACAUCAAGACCUGCCUCGACAACCUGGCAACCAGCAACAAGGUCAGCAGGAAGAGUAAGAAGCUGCCGUCGCUGCACUACACGGCGGCCCGGCUGUUGGAGAAGGGAGUGCUGCUGGAGAUCCAGGACCUGCCACCCAGCCAGUUCAAGAACGUGAUUUUUGACAUCAUCCCCUGUGAGGAAUCGGGCAAGUUCCAGGUGAAAGCCAAAUUCAUGGGAAUCGACAUGGAGCACUUCCAGCUGCACUACCAGGACCUGCUGCAGCUGCAGUACGAGGGCGUAGCAGUCAUGAAGAUGUUUGAUAAGGCCAAGGUCAACGUUAACCUGCUCAUUUUCCUCCUCAACAAGAAGUUCUUCAAGAAGUAACAGGGGUGGGGGGGUUGAAUGGGCUACAGGGACUGGGGGACCGAUGAAAACCUGCCAAAGGCACCUUGGGGUUAGUGAUCCUGGGGUAGGGAAGUUUCCGCUGGCCAUGCAUCUUUCCUGCCUGGACACAGAGUGCUUGAGCACCUGCAGCUGGCUCAGCCCCAGCCCUGGGCACCCCAGGCUCGGUACUGAGCUGGUGCCCGACCUCCUCGCAGAAGGAUGUGGCUGCCAAAGCUUUUGCAGUGCGUGUUGCUUUUAAAAUCUAUUUUUUUUGUGGGUAUUUUGGCUGUUUAGUUCCUGUGUUGCCUACAGCCAGCUGCUCAAGGACACUGGAUUUCUGGACACUACACAGGGUUUUAGUGAUGUAAUAAAGGUAUUUUAAUAUAUAUAUAUAUAUUUCUUCCUCACAGCAAGGCUGGAGAAAUGUCAAAAUCAGUCUUUAUAUUGGGGGGUAGGAGGAGGGCAGAACAUAGAGGCAAUAACUGCUAGUGAGGACAUCCGUGGCUGUUCCCUACUAAACUGAGGUGCAAUAGGAGAAUGUUGGUUUCCAAAGAUGAAUUUCAUUGCUCUCUAGCCAGGCUGAGAACAGAUACAAAGCAGGGUGGGCUCAGAGCCACUGCUCUCCCACGGAUGCCGCAGGGCACCAGAGCAGGGACCUCCCCUUUCUGGGUUUGCCUGGUAUUGGAUGUGGAGCAAUCCCAUGGCACUGUCUCAGCUGGGAUGAUGAUGUCUCUCUCCCCUCUUUAUUUGCUCUGGUGGGAGCAAAGUUUUCAAAUGUGGAUAAUGAUCGAGUUUGUCCAUGGAUGCAUUUAAAGCACUUUCUCUUCAUGUGAGCCCCUUCCCUGAGAUGGGAAGGGAGCUGGUGGCAGUCCCAACCUCCUCCCAGCCCUGUCUCCAUCAGGCAUAGGAGCAGCAAGUCCCAAACCUGCUCCAUAAAGGAACUUUUUGGGGGGAUCGGAUUUGGAAUCUCCCUCGCUGCUCAAGUAACUGCCUUGGGUUAGGGUUAGCCUUGAAGCUGGCUCAAUGGUACCUCAUCUAUUGCCAUCUGGGGCUCUGUCUUGUCUUUGAAAAGUGAUGUUUGUUUGUGAGGGUUUUAUGUGUUUUUUCUUUCCCUUCUGUCAUAUAAAAGCUGCAAACGGUGCUUACCUUCAUCCCUGCCCAUGCUGGAUUCCUGCUGUGCUGC
This is a messenger RNA of Manacus vitellinus (golden-collared manakin), 5956 nucleotides long. It is a transcript of the gene IQGAP3, whose product is annotated as IQ motif containing GTPase activating protein 3. Gene Ontology annotation, cellular component: cytoplasm. Lineage: Eukaryota; Metazoa; Chordata; Aves; Passeriformes; Pipridae. Gene Ontology annotation, biological process: regulation of GTPase activity; regulation of actin cytoskeleton organization. The transcript is spliced from 36 exons. The record is from RefSeq and is a predicted model, not a curated record. Gene Ontology annotation, molecular function: GTPase activator activity; calmodulin binding; actin filament binding.